Loxodonta africana (African savanna elephant) is the source of this 2703-nucleotide messenger RNA. RefSeq names its product single Ig and TIR domain containing (gene SIGIRR). The record is from RefSeq and is a predicted model, not a curated record. The transcript is spliced from 10 exons. NCBI's taxonomy places the organism in Eukaryota, Metazoa, Chordata, Mammalia, Proboscidea, Elephantidae. The coding region runs from base 395 to 1627 and encodes 410 amino acids. Gene Ontology annotation, biological process: signal transduction.
CUUAGGGUCAGGAGAGGAUGUGACUGCAACGCCAGGAAACUACGGAGAAAGUUUUGAUUAAAAUACACACAGACAAACAAAACCAGGUCCUGCUGUGUCUGCUGGUGCUUCUCCAGGAGACACAGUGAUGAAGAAGGUGUGGGGGGCCCAGCUGUGCUGAAGAAGGUGUGGGGGGACCAGCUGUGUGAGGAGUUUGUGGCCCAUUCACACACACAUGACCAACACCACCCCCCAGAAGGAAAGAGCCGGAACCAGCAGCCUCUGACCCCUCUGGGCGCCCUGACCAACCAGCCACAAGGACAGAGCGAGCCCUGACCCCAGUACACUCGGGCCAGACAGCCCGUGGCUAGGGGUAGCCCUGGGCCCAGCCUGCCCUGGAGGCCCAGCCAGAGCUAUGGCAGGUGUCUGUGACGGGAACCCUGACUUCAUCUCCCCGGCUGGAGACCAGGUCCUGAGGCCUGCUCUGGGCAGUGUAGUCACUCUGAACUGCACGGCCUGGGUGGUCUCUGGGCUCCACUGUCCUCUGCCCUCAGUGCAGUGGCUGAAAGAUGGGCUGCCACUGGGCAACGGAAGCAACUACAGCUUCCAGGAGGGCUUCUGGGUCGGGGCCAACUUGUCAAAGGUGCUUGUGUCCAGAGUCCUGGGAGUCAACCUGACCACUGCGGAGGACUAUGGAGUCUUCACCUGCUCGGUCCACAACAUCAGCUCCUCCUCCUUCAUGCUCUGGAGAGCAGGUCCGCCCGGCCAUGUGGCCGCAGUGCUAGCCUCGCUCCUCGUCCUGCUGGCGCUGCUCCUGGCCGCACUGCUCUACGUCAGGUGCCGUCUCAGCGUGCUGCUCUGGUACCAGGACGCCUACGGCGAGGUGGAGGUGAACGACGGGAAGCUCUACGACGCCUACGUCUCCUACAGCGACUGCCCCGAGGACCGCAAGUUCGUCAACUUCAUCCUGAAGCCGCAGCUCGAGCGGCGUCGGGGCUACAAGCUCUUCCUGGACGACCGUGACCUCCUGCCCCGCGCGGAGCCCUCGGCCGACCUCCUGGUGAACCUGAGCCGCUGCCGGCGCCUCAUCGUGGUCCUGUCGGACGCCUUCCUGGGCCGGGCCUGGUGCAGCCACAGCUUCCGGGAGGGCCUGUGCCGGCUGCUGGAACUCACGCGCAGACCCAUCUUCAUCACUUUCGAGGGCCAGAGGCGCGACCCCGCGCACCCAGCACUUCGCCUGCUGCGCCAGCACCGCCACCUGGUGACCUUGCUGCUCUGGAAGCCCGGCUCGGUGACACCUUCUUCUGAUUUUUGGAAAGAGCUGCGGCUGGCGCUGCCACGGAAGGUGCGGUACAGGGCAAUGGAGGGGGACCCUCAGACCCAGCUGCAGGACGACAAGGACCCCAUGCUGAUAGUCCAAGGCAGCGUCCCGGAGGCUCGGACCCUGGAUCCUGAGCUGGACCCGGAUCCUGAGGGAGACCUGGGUGUCCGAGGGCCUAUCUUUGGGGAGCCCUCAGCUCCACCGCGUGUAAGUGUGGUCACGCUGGGCGAGGGCCUGGGCAACGACAUGGACGUCUCGGACCUUGGCUCCCGGAACUACAGCGCCCGCACUGACUUCUACUGCCUGGUGUCGGAGGAUGACGUGUAGCCGGCCCCAGGCUGCCCCCAGAACAGCAGGCUCACCAGGGACAGCUGGGGGGAGGGCUGCUCAGCGGGAGGACCCUUGCCCUGCCCCGGGUUCUGGGACCUCUCAGGGGAGUGAGGCCUCAGGGCCCAUUCAAGUGCCAGAAAAAUAAAGUCUUUUUGGAUCCUGCCUGGACCACAACCCCUCCUCUCCUGCAGCAGGAAGGGUGGGUGGGGCCGUCCACAGUGUCCUGGACAGAGCAUCCCCUUGGCCUCCUCCCCCUCACUCCAAUAUCAGGCUCCCUGGGGCCCUUGACUUUUCCCUUCUUUCCUCCAUGUUCACUGGAUCACCAAAUAAAGCUCCUUCGCCCUGCCCUCCCUCCCUUCUCCCCAUACUGGGGGUUCUCAGGUCUCCCUCUGGGUCCUCCCUGCUGCUGCUGGCAUGACUGUCCCCAGCCCGCCGAUCCUUAGGGUGGGACCGGCUUUUAGAGACCUCAGGUUCCAAGCUUUGCAAACAUUUUUCAGCAGCAGAACCUCCUGUUGUGAAAACAUCCACCAUAGCCUCACAUCCAACAGCCUGGCCCUGGGUGCGAUGGGGACCCAGAACCAGCCUACCGGACCCCAAACCUCAGGUGGAUAGUGAGAGGCCUGCUUGGCACCCUGGCCCAGUGGGGCAGGCAGAGGGGUGUUGGGCACGUUUGAAGGUGGUGUGUGGGGGCAGCAUGGAAGCCUGCACUGGUCACAGCCCCAGCCUCGUGUCUGCUUACAAGGUCUCCAGCUCUCCUGCACCCACUGCCCCUUGUCUCAGCCUUGCCAGCUCUCCCCACUCUGGGCAUCCCCUCCUCCCUGUCCUGGGUCGGGUGACCUCAGAAGCCAGUGUGUGAGCCUGUGUGUGUGUGUGUGCAGGGCAGGUGUGGGUGUGCACCUCCCCCUUUAUUAAAGGCCUCCCUGAAUUAGAUGCUCCCAGGUCAGGCAGUCAAAGAAGCACACAGGGCUGUGGCUGCUGCAUCCUCGGCCACUUUUAUUGCCCAGUGUUGGCCGUGAGGCACUGUCGGGCUGUGCUCAGACCCUCCUCAGCAUGGCCGCCCCCCCCCCUUUUUG